This is a messenger RNA of Malania oleifera, 3276 nucleotides long. RefSeq lists its product as uncharacterized. The transcript is spliced from 17 exons. Gene Ontology annotation, cellular component: mitochondrial outer membrane. Gene Ontology annotation, molecular function: ATP hydrolysis activity; ATP binding. NCBI's taxonomy places the organism in Eukaryota, Viridiplantae, Streptophyta, Magnoliopsida, Santalales, Ximeniaceae. The record is from RefSeq and is a predicted model, not a curated record. Bases 250 to 2781 code for a protein of 843 amino acids.
AUUGCUGUUUGCUAGUCAUACCUGUCCUAAAGCACCAACCAACUUUGAUUCAUACAUUUUAAUGCCCAAUUGAAAAAAAGUUCUCCAAAUCCUUUGAAGUUCGAUCCUUCGGUUCUUCUUCUUCUUCUUCUGGGUUUCUUGUUCAUGUGAUUCAAAUCCUCUGAAGUUUGAUUCUUCGUUGAAUAAUUUCAUUCUUGUUCAUCUUCUUCGCAGCUGCUUCUGGAGAAAUUAAUCAAGGUGUGAGCGGGGAUGGAGCAGAAGCACGUUCUGUUGUCUGCGCUGGGCGUGGGGCUUGGGGUUGGUGUGGGGCUUGGACUGGCUUCCGGAGAGGCUGUGAGCAAAUGGGCUGGCCUGAAUUCUUCGCCGGAGGGCUUGACCGGCGAGCAGAUUGAGCAGGAGCUAAUGCGCCAAGUGGUUGAGGGGAAGAACAGCGAUGUCACAUUCGAUGAUUUCCCUUAUUACCUCAGUGAGCAGACACGUGUUCUAUUAACAAGUUCUGCAUAUGUUCAUUUAAAGCACACUGAUUUUUCCAAGUACACCCGGAACCUUUCUCCUGCUAGCAGGGCUAUUUUGCUCUCAGGGCCAGCUGAACUUUACCAGCAAAUGCUUGCCAAGGGAUUAGCACAUUUCUUUGAAGCAAAGUUGUUGUUAUUGGACGUGACAGACUUCUCUUUAAAGAUGCAGAGCAAGUAUGGAUGUGCCAGAAAAGAAUCUUCUUUCAAGCGGUCCAUGUCAGAGGUGACACUGGGGCGAAUGUCCAGUUUGUUUGGUUCCUUCUCAGUUCUUUCUUCAAGGGAGGAAACUAGAGGAACGUUACAUAGGCAAACCAGCAGGUUGGAUAUUAAACCAAGGGGCAUGGAAGGUGUUAAUGAUCUUUCAACACUACAUAGAAAUGCCUCUGCUUCAGUUGAUAUGAGUGGCAUCACUUCCCAAUUUCCUCCUACAAUUUCAGCUCCUCUCAAACGCACAAGCAGCUGGUGUUUUGAUGAGAAACUUUUUUUACAGUCACUUUACAAGGUUUUGGUUUCAACAUCAGAAAAAAGUUCUAUAAUUUUGUACCUUAGGGAUGUGGAGAAGCUGCUUAUUCAAUCACAAAGAUUAUACAACUUAUUUCACAAAAUGUUGAAGAAACUUUCAGGACCGAUAUUGAUACUCGGUUCGCGGCUCUUGGACCCGGCAAAAAAUUGUGAUGAAGUGGAUGAGAAACUCUCAUUGUUAUUCCCUUACAACGUUGAGGUCAAGCCACCUGAAGAUGAGACUAAUCUUGUCAAAUGGAAAGCCAAACUGGAGGAAGACAUGAAAUUGGUCCAGUUCCAGGACAACAAAAAUCACAUUGCUGAAGUACUGGCAGCAAAUGAUCUGGACUGUGAUGAUCUGGGUUCUAUCUGCCAAGCUGACACGCUGGUUCUCAGUAGUUACAUUGAAGAAAUUGUUGUCUCAGCAAUAUCAUUUCAUUUGAUGAAUAACAAAGAUCCAGAAUACCGAAAUGGAAAGCUUGUAAUAUCAUCCAAGAGUUUGUCCCAGGGUUUGAGUAUAUUCCAGGAGGGCAAAAGUGGUGGAAAAGACUCAAUAAAACUCGAGACAAAUGCUGAAUCAUCCAAGGAUGCUGAUGGGGAAGGGUGCGCUGGUGUAAAGCCUGAUUCAAAAGGUGACAUCCAGGCACCUGAAAAUAAAAGUGAGGCAGAAAGAUCAGCUCCUACAGUAAAGAAAGAUGGUGAAGCUCCAACCCCAGCAAAAACACCGGAUGUUCCUCCUGACAAUGAAUUUGAGAAGCGCAUAAGGCCUGAGGUUAUCCCAGCAGAUGAGAUUGGAGUAACUUUUGCAGAUAUUGGUGCCUUGGAUGAAAUUAAAGAGUCACUUCAGGAGCUAGUCAUGCUUCCUCUCCGAAGACCAGACCUCUUUAAUGGUGGGCUUCUAAAACCAUGCAGAGGUAUAUUGCUUUUUGGGCCUCCUGGUACUGGGAAGACAAUGCUGGCAAAGGCCAUUGCUAAUGAGGCUGGAGCAAGCUUCAUCAAUGUAUCAAUGUCUACCAUCACUUCAAAAUGGUUUGGGGAAGAUGAGAAGAAUGUUCGAGCUCUAUUCUCUCUUGCAGCAAAGGUCUCCCCAACUAUCAUUUUUGUAGACGAGGUUGAUAGUAUGCUUGGGCAGCGGACUAGAUUAGGGGAGCAUGAAGCUAUGAGAAAGAUUAAGAAUGAGUUCAUGACACAUUGGGACGGGCUUUUGACAAAACCUGGUGAAAGAAUUCUUGUGCUUGCAGCAACCAACCGGCCUUUUGACCUAGAUGAAGCCAUUAUUAGACGGUUUGAGCGCAGAGUCAUGGUCGGUCUGCCAUCAGUGGAGAGCAGGGAAAUGAUCUUGAGAACACUCUUGGCAAAGGAGAAAGUUGAAGAUUUGGACUACAAAGAGCUUGCAACUUUGACGGAAGGCUAUAGUGGAAGCGAUCUUAAGAAUCUGUGUGUGACAGCUGCUUAUCGGCCCGUAAGGGAGUUAAUACAACAAGAGAGACUGAAAGACAAGGAAAGGAAGCAGAAAGCUGAGGAGGGACGGACAAGUGAAGAGGAACAGAGCUCAGAAAGUGGAGCAGAUAAGAAAGAAGAAAGUGAAGAGGAAAGAGUGAUUACUCUGAGGCCCUUGAACAUGGAAGACAUGAGGCAGGCUAAGAAUCAGGUUGCUGCUAGUUUUGCUUCCGAGGGCUCAAUAAUGGGUGAGCUGAAGCAGUGGAACGAUUUGUAUGGAGAAGGAGGUUCAAGGAAGAAGCAACAGUUGACUUACUUCCUCUAGAUUGUUGAGAAUUGACAUCUGAAACUAUUCACCAGAAAGAGUCAUGGUUGAAAGCAAGAUGAAGUUCAGGAAAGGCAAUGGAACCCAGUAGUUCUGGGUAUGCAAUGGUGAGGGGUUGAACCAAAAGCUGUUGCACCAAGUCCUACAACAGAGAAAUGCUGAAAAUCCAUUAGAGCUUGAACUGGAGUUGAUGUGCCCUUUAAUUGGUUCAUUACUCUUGUAUUACUAUUGUUUGAGCAAGAGAAAGAGUUGUCGAUUUGUAUUUUUAUUAGUUCCUCUUCCCACGCAACCCAAUUGCCGCUCUGCAUAUUGAAAAAUUAUGUAAUGCGGAAGUGAGGUGCAAGGGAAUGCACAUGGGAUUUCAGAAACUGGGAGUGGGGAAAACUUCAGUCAAUUGUUUAGAACUGUGCAGCCCACGAAAUACAAGUUAGCACAGUGGCAGUUUGUACAUUGGACAUGUGUAAACUCAAUGGAAUAGUCCUCUAUUUAAUUCUU